CUCCACUCGGCAGGCCUACCGGUACUGACCCCGCACGCACGCACGGACAAUUUGUACUAUACGUUGGAGACAGAGUAUAUCAUGACACAGUCCGCAAAAGAAGCCGACAUGGGCUGAUAACGCAGGACUGCGGGGUAUAUAUAUAUGCUCGGAAAGCGCAACGAGGUAAUCGGGAAAGCAACAAUUCUCCAACCAUGCCCGUAUCCAAGUCCGAUUCAAUCAUCAUCGUUGGUGGGGGUGCCUUUGGCCUCUCAACAGCCUUCAAUCUCUCGCAGAAGGGCUACACCAAUAUAUCGGUCUAUGAGAAGGAUGACCAUAUCCCUCCCAGAUUUUCGGCGGCCAAUGAUCUGAAUAAGAUUGUGCGCGCUGAAUAUGAGGACCCGCUGUACUCGGAUUUGACGAUUAAAUCAAUAGCAGCUUGGAAGUCCCCGCUGUUCGCGCCAUACUUCCACCAGACAGGCUUUCUCCACUGCGUGUCUGGAGAAGCCCCUGAGAAAGCCGUCGGUACGCUCGACAGAUUUCAAGCAUCCGCCGAGGGCCACGAAACGAUAAAACCCCAUGUUGUGCCUAUCAAUGAUACCAAAGACGUUCGAACAGCCUGCUGGCAGCUCGACGGGCCUCUCCCGGGUUGGCAUGGCUACCUCAAUCGCUUCGACGGGUAUGCCCACUCUGGAAACGCGCUGGCGGCAGUAUAUCGCGCAACCCAAGCCGCCGGAGUUCGCUUUUACCUCGGCGAGCAAGGAGCUGUCAAAGAGAUUGUAUAUGUGAGCGCCCUGCGGGGUCGGAAAUGCGCUGGAAUCCGCACCAAGAACGGCCGCUUUCACCCAUCGUCGCUUGUGAUUGUUGCCGCCGGAGCGGGUGUCUCUAGGCUCCUUCCCGACAUCGGUUCAUCGGUGGUUGCCAAGUCGUGGUCCGUUGCUCAUGUGCAUCUCACCGAUGACGAGACCGCUGCGCUCCGCGGAAUUCCAGUCGUCUACGCCCGAGAUCUGGGUUUCUUCUUUGAGCCCGACCCAAAGACAAGCCUGUUAAAGCUCUGCCCCAUGGGUGGCGGGUAUAUCAACACCGAUCCCAAGACAGGCGUCUCGCAAGCCCCUCAGACUCUUGAGGAGAGCGCAUUCCUUCCCGAGGAAGACGAGAAGCAACUUCGGAAGCUCCUGGCGCAGACUCUGCCAUCACUUGCAGACCGGCCGUUUGUGAAGAAGUCUCUCUGCUGGUUCGCUGAUACGAGCGACUCGGACUUUAUCGUAGACUAUGUGCCCAACAUGUCCGAGUCUCUUGUCGUUUUGUCCGGUGACUCGGGCCAUGCUUUCAAGAUGUUCCCCCUUUUGGGGUCGUUUGUUACAGAUCUCCUUGAAUCGCAGCAGAGCCAGCAGCCUCUCGCUCGCUGGAGGUGGAAACAGCCGCAGGCGGCUGAUGGUGGCAAAGCGGAUUGGGGUGGUGAUGUGAGCUGGCGUCUUGGGCAGUCUAAGGAGUUGUCUGCGAUCACGCCGGCGAAGGCGAGGCUGUAGUUCUCUUCGUAGGCUUGUUGAUAAUCCACCAAGUUAGCAAAUUAAUCAGUUCGACGUGAAGAAACAAGAUAUGUGCUUGAAUCGCCACGCCUUGCCGAAAUGGAUCUAGAUUCGCAGUACCGCACAGAAUGCGCAAGCAUUGUGUUAGGUAACAG
This is a messenger RNA of Aspergillus calidoustus, 1663 nucleotides long. NCBI's taxonomy places the organism in Eukaryota, Fungi, Ascomycota, Eurotiomycetes, Eurotiales, Aspergillaceae. The record is from the annotation of a GenBank genome assembly.